UCACGCUACCGCUUUGAUUGAACAAGCAAAGAUGAGAUACAUGUAGGUUUGCGUCCAGGUUGGAACACGAUGGAAUGUCCAUCGGUAACUGGCAGUCCUCGAGCUGAUUUAGACAAUACAGGUUUAGGAUCUGUGGGCGCUAAUGACGUAAUGCAACGCUAACUGCGGUAGUGAGCUGCUUUACGUCACGGCACCCCUGCUGCAUGUAUAUAAACCGGCGAAAGUGCAUUUUGAUAUCAUCACAACUCCAUGUGAACACCAUACCAUGCCCAUCCGCAUCGGCUUCGUAGGACUAUCCGUGUCCUCUCCCACCUGGGCAGCGAGGAUGCUCGCGCCACCCCUACUCACACCACCGCUCUCGUCAGCAUACGCGCUCUCCGCCGUCUCGACUAGCUCCCCAACCUCUGCGGCAGCCAGCGCAGAGAAGUACUCCGAGCUCGCGCACAGAGCCGUCAAGGCGUACCACGGACCGACCACCGCGAUCGCGGCCGAUCCGGACCUGGACAUGGUCGCUGUCUCUGUGAAACCGUCGUCCCACAUGGCCGCGGUUCUGCCCGUGAUCGAGGCGGGGAAGGACCUGUUUGUCGAGUGGCCGGCGGGCAGGAAUUUGCACGAGACGUUUCAGAUGGCCGAGGCGGCCGGACGGAAGGGUAUCAGGACGAUGGUCGGCUUGCAGGGAAGACAAAGCCCGACGUUCAAUAAGGUCAAAACCGUCAUCGACUCGGGAGAAAUCGGACGAGUCCUCUCUACUUCCGUGAUCGUGCGCGUCCCAUGCGACCGUCCACUCUACACCUGGGGGCCCUACGUCUCCGAGAACGGCGCCUACUCCGCAGACGCCACUCAAGGCGCGACGCUCCUGGAGAUCGUCGUCGGCCACUUCUUGAGCGUGUUCACGUACGUGCUCGGCCCCUUCACGUCCGUAAGCGCCACUCUUGCGGUCCAACAUCCCACUGCGGAGCUCGUGGAUGCUGAGGGUAAGCCGACGGGCAAGACGAUCCCGCAGACGGCCGCAAACCAGGUUGCGUUCUCUGGGACGCUGGCGAGCGGCGCCGUCGCGAGCUUGCAUUGGCGCGGAGGACUGGAGGGGAAGCCUGGGCGAGCGGGCACCCCGUUCAUGUGGGUUAUCGAUGGAGAGCGCGGGUCGGUACGGCUGGACAGCGAUGACCCUGCCGGGUGCUACGUGCAGGUCAGGGAACCAACGUUGUACUUGAAUGGAGAAGAAGUCAAGGUGGAGCAGGACGGUUUGACGAACUUGACGAGGGCGUGGGCUGAGUUUGCCAAAGGCCAGGGCGGGAGUUAUGCCACGCUUGACGACGCUUUGAAAAUCAAGGUGUUGCUCGAUAAUAUCGGUGAGAGCUCGAGAGAGGGCGUGAGGAUUGAGUUUUGAAAAUGUAAUGUUGGCGGAUAUCAGGAAGACAAUGUGGUCGACGUCUGAAUGUUGAACCCUUGAGAUCGCCAUGCGUGUACAAUAAGACGUACGCUCCGAGCUCGAGCUUCCGGCACGAAGCUACUUACGUGGGCUCACGCAACCGACCAAGGCUAAGCCAGCAAGCUAGAUGGCCAUGCCCUGAGUUCCCCGGCCUCCGCG
Laetiporus sulphureus 93-53 is the source of this 1588-nucleotide messenger RNA. RefSeq names its product NAD-binding Rossmann fold oxidoreductase. The record is from RefSeq and is a predicted model, not a curated record. The coding region runs from base 266 to 1387 and encodes 373 amino acids. NCBI's taxonomy places the organism in Eukaryota, Fungi, Basidiomycota, Agaricomycetes, Polyporales, Laetiporaceae. Gene Ontology annotation, molecular function: nucleotide binding. The transcript is spliced from 3 exons.